Messenger RNA from Paraphaeosphaeria sporulosa, 2406 nucleotides. RefSeq lists its product as uncharacterized. Lineage: Eukaryota; Fungi; Ascomycota; Dothideomycetes; Pleosporales; Didymosphaeriaceae. The transcript is spliced from 2 exons. Bases 1 to 2406 code for a protein of 801 amino acids. The record is from RefSeq and is a predicted model, not a curated record.
AUGUCCGAUGAGGAGUACCUUUCCGACGAGGAGUGGAAGGACGAUGCUCCUACUUUCCUGUCUUUGAAAGAGGCCCAACAGAAGAGUCAAGACCUCGUCAAGAGUAUAUUCGGACACCAAACAUUCCUUCGAGGUAUUUUGGAGAGACACGAAGCUGAGAUCCGCAGGCUGUGGGACAAGAAACCAUUCGAAAAGAAGCGAGCGAUCCUACUUGGAGCGUUCAAAGAUAUACCGGCUAUUUCUCGCCCAGACCUGGAGUUAUGGCUUAAGAGGGAAGCUUGGCUUGAGAAAACCAUUGAUCCGAGCCAGGCGUACAUGUGGCCCCAACUUAACUCGCACGACCUCGUCAAGCAAAACAUGUUCCUUGUCUUCCUCAACUCACGUGGUCGACAUUUUCCACAUGAGUUUGUGGAUGCGGAUCUCGAGACCGUUCAGUUUGGCCAGCUUGCUGGGGCGAUUGCUCCAGUGUCUGUUAGUGGUUACGCUAUGACUCUUCACGGGGCAACAAAUUCGGAAACCUAUGGAAGACUGGUUCCUUGCGCUGAAAGCGAGGGGUUGAAACAAGCGAUAGUGGGUCUGGCCGGAGUUGACUCUGGCUACGGUCUAAAGGUAUUGGAAAUUCAAGAUCGUAUUUUGAAAUUCCUCAAAGACUGCUGCAAGAUCAUUCUCCAGCAUGUCAAGGAUCCGUUGUCUGCGGAUGUUGAAUCAGAACCUGUUACGCUAAAGGCUAUGGCGAAUGAGUACGCCUCGCUGCAUUCAACAGCGAGCGAAAUGCCAUAUUGCGUUCCGGCCCAGGUCAAUUUCGAUCAAGUACUGGGUUAUAUAUGCGCCGAGAAGGAUCAGAAAGAAGAGAUGAUCAUGACUUUGCGGGAAGAUCCCGAGGCCUUCGCCGACGCGUUGAAGGAAAACGGUGACCACCAGUACGAGUUUCAGGUUAACUCUUGGGGGGAACAAAAGGUUGUUCCUUUAGAGAAGAAAGGCGACCACUCCAAGUUCUGGAACAACGUAAUCCUGCGAACUCUUGACGGUGCCUACUCAAAAUUUGCGAUGUUUAGUCAGCUACUGCAGUGGACCAAGAAGUUGAGAGACGAGGCGCAGCAUCACAGUGACCUACAGUGGCCCAUGGUGCCAGUAAAUACCGAUUUGUCGAUUGCGUAUCAAUCGGUGCGAUAUAUUCUCGGCAAGAUCGAGUCUGGCAUGGGCCCCGCACUCGCAAUGUCGAUUGCCGUAUCGCCCACCUUGCGCGAUACUAUCGAAGUCACUUAUGAGGAGGAUCCGGAGGGUCGAAAGACUGCAAACGUGAUCAAAAACAGCAGCAAUCCCAAAAACCGUGCAACUCAACUGUUUGUUGAGCUUCUCCGUCUGUUGUUCGCAAAAGACGAGGUCCGCAUUCGGACCUUGCACGUGAUACUGAACGAUCUUGUUCAACUUACAGGCAAAGACGACAAUUUUAAAGAGCUUGUAUCACCUCGAGUCGGGGCUGAUCUAUCAACUCUGUUAGUAAUCGCAGAGUGCCAACGACAAUUGUACCAUUUUCGCCCUUGGACGUGGAUGGCCGAACGGGAAGUUACAACGGACGACCAUACUCGCGCAGCCUACGACGCCGCGUUUAUUCACGAUUGGACGAUGAACGCGGAAACUUGCAACAAUCUUUACGUAUUGGGCACACCUACCUACAAUCGUUUCAAUUGUCCGCCCGACCGACGACACACAGCGUUCAACGUGGACACUUUACGUACGGCCGAACGUCAACUCGACGAUUUCUGGGCAUUUGUAGAUCAGCAUGUCUUGAAACAACAAGGCAAGACGUAUCAAGAUCUGAUAGCUGACUAUCUGAGUAUCAAGCGCUCAAUACGCCGUACACCAGCUUGGACUGAGCCGACAGAUUCCAGCCGAUCGACUGAGCUUGUACCGUACGAAUACAUACCGAUCCUGACCACCAAGCACGAACAAGAAAACCAGAUCACAGGAGCCUUCGAUCGGAGCCUGGAUUUCACUCCUAGGUCGAAGGAGAAGCGACGACCUACAGCUGACCGCAGAGACGAACCUGAUGUUGGACUUGAGGAGGUUCCUGAACCCGCCAAUCCGACUGAGUUCAUCACAAUAGAUCGACGGACGCAUCAAAUCGUCGAAUCCCUGUUCUUUUCGCCUUUGAAUGAGAAACCUCCUGGGGAAGUACCGUGGAGCGAAUUUUUACGUGCAAUGUCCAAGAUCGGAUUCGCCGUGGAGAAGCUGGGCGGGUCGGCGUGGCAUUUCACGCCAGAUAAACAUCGUACUGGCAUGGACGAGCCGAUCAAUUUUCACGAUCCGCACAAGAGUAGGCUGCCAGCUACUUGGGCAAGGAAAAUCGGUCAUCGCCUCACAACGAAGUAUGGUUGGACCGCAGAGACUUUUGUUGUGGAAUAG